This is a messenger RNA of Dryobates pubescens (Downy woodpecker), 11619 nucleotides long. It is a transcript of the gene WDFY3, whose product is annotated as WD repeat and FYVE domain containing 3. NCBI's taxonomy places the organism in Eukaryota, Metazoa, Chordata, Aves, Piciformes, Picidae. The record is from RefSeq and is a predicted model, not a curated record. Gene Ontology annotation, molecular function: protein binding; metal ion binding. The transcript is spliced from 65 exons. Bases 28 to 10611 code for a protein of 3527 amino acids.
GAAGGGAGCUCCCAGAAGCCAGCCAAGAUGAACAUGGUGAAGAGGAUCAUGGGCCGGCCGCGGCAGGAGGAGUGCAGCCCCCAGGACAACGCGCUGGGCUUGAUGCACCUGCGCCGCCUCUUCACGGAGCUCUGCCACCCCCCACGGCACAUGACCCAGAAAGAGCAGGAGGAGAAGCUUUACAUGAUGCUGCCAGUCUUUAACAGGGUGUUUGGGAAUGCUCCUCCAAGUACAAUGACAGAAAAGUUUUCUGACCUCCUGCAGUUUACUACUCAAGUGUCACGGCUGAUGGUGACCGAGAUUCGGCGGAGAGCGUCAAAUAAGUCCACAGAGGCUGCAAGUCGUGCCAUAGUCCAGUUUCUGGAGGUCAAUCAAAGCGAAGAAGCAAGUAGAGGUUGGAUGCUGCUCACCACAAUCAAUUUACUAGCUUCAUCAGGACAGAAAACUGUGGACUGCAUGACUACUAUGUCAGUGCCUUCCACACUUGUGAAAUGUCUCUAUCUGUUUUUUGACCUUCCACAUGUGCCUGAGGUAGUUGGAGGAGCACAGAAUGAGCUACCUCUCGCAGAGCGCAGGGCGCUGCUACAGAAAGUCUUUGUACAGAUCCUAGUGAAGUUGUGCAGUUUUGUGUCCCCAGCGGAAGAGUUGGCCCAGAAGGAUGAUCUCCAGCUUCUCUUCAGUGCAAUAACCUCCUGGUGCCCUCCCUACAACCUGCCUUGGAGGAAGAGUGCAGGGGAAGUGCUGAUGACCAUAUCGCGCCACGGCCUUAGCGUCAACGUGGUGAAGUACAUCCAUGAGAAGGAAUGUUUGUCCACCUGUGUGCAGAACAUGCAGCAGUCUGAUGACCUCUCACCCCUAGAAAUAGUUGAGAUGUUUGCUGGACUUUCUUGUUUUCUCAAAGACUCCAGUGAUGUAUCCCAGACGUUGUUGGAUGAUUUUAGGAUAUGGCAAGGAUACAACUUCCUCUGUGACCUCCUCCUCAGAUUAGAACAGGCAAAAGAGGCUGAAUCUAAGGAUGCUUUGAAGGACUUGGUUAAUUUGAUAACAUCCUUAACCACAUAUGGUGUCAAUGAGUUAAAGCCAGCUGGUGUUACCACAGGAGUACCUUUCCUGCUACCUGGGUUUGCAGUCCCACAGCCUGCAGGGAAGGGUCAUAGUGUGAGGAAUAUUCAAGCAUUCUCAGUCCUGCAGAAUGCAUUUUUGAGAGCAAAAACCAACUACCUAGCACAAAUCAUCCUUGAUGCCAUCACCAAUAUUUACAUGGCAGACAACGCCAACUACUUCAUCCUGGAAUCCCAGCACACCCUGUCUCAGUUCGCUGAGAAAAUUCCCAGGCUUCCAGAAGUGCAGACCAAAUACUUUGAGAUGCUGGAAUUUGUUGUCUUCAGCCUGAACUACAUCCCCUGUAAAGAGCUGAUCAGUGUGAGCAUCCUGCUGAAAUCCAGCACCUCCUUCCAGUGCAGCAUCAUUGCCACGAAGACGCUCCUCAAGUUCACCCGCCACGACUACAUCUUUAAGGAUGUCUUCAGGGAAGUGGGACUGCUGGAAGUGAUGGUAAACCUCCUUCAUAAGUAUGCAGCCCUGCUGAAAGAUCCCACUCAGGCACUGAAUGAUCAAGGGGAUUCAAGAAACACUUCAUUUGAGGACCAAAAGCAGCUGGCUUUAUUGGUUAUGGAGACCUUGACAGUACUACUCCAAGGAUCAAACACAAAUGCAGGUAUUUUCAGGGAGUUUGGUGGUGCCCGAUGCGUGCACAACAUCGUGAAGUACCCCCAGUGCCGGCAGCACGCCCUGAUGAUCAUCCAGCAGUUGGUGUUGUCACCCAGUGGAGAGGACGAUAUGGGCACUUUGCUGGGGCUGAUGCACUCAGCUCCACUUAUGGAACUGCAGCUCAAAACAGACAUCUUAAGGGCCCUGCUCUCGGUGCUGAGAGAAAGCCACCGCACCAGAACCGUGUUCAGGAAGGUCGGGGGAUUUGUCUAUGUCACAUCCUUGCUUGUUGCUAUGGAGAGAUCUUUGUGCUCUCCACCUAAGAACGGCUGGGAGAAAGUCAACCAGAACCAAGUGUUCGAGCUGCUCCACACGGUGUUCUGCACGCUGACGGCGGCCAUGCGCUACGAGCCAGCCAACUCUCACUUCUUCAGGACAGAGAUCCAGUAUGAGAAGCUGGCAGACGCCGUUCGGUUACUUGGCUGCUUCUCAGACCUGAGGAAGAUCAGCCCCCUGAACGUCUUCCCAUCAAACACACAACUGUUUCAAAGGCUGCUGGAGGAUGACCUAAUAUCCCUGGACUCGGUGUCGCCGACGCUGAGACACUGCAGCAAGCUCUUCAUUUACCUCUACAAGGUUGCAACCGAUUCUUUUGACAGUCGUGCAGACCAGAUCCCUCCUUGCCUGACAAAUGAGACUUCUCUCCCCUCUCCCUGGGGUACGCCAGCUUUGUCCAGGAAAAGGCACACAUACCAUUCUGUUUCAACUCCUCCUGUUUGCCCUCAGAAAAACAUAGCUGAUGUGAAAGUGCAAACAGGCCCCCCGUCCGCACAGGGCUCCGACGCCGUCAUCAUCCACCCCGGGGCUGUGCUCGCCAUGCUGGAUCUCCUGGCCUCUGUUGGGUCUGCCACACACCCUGAGCAUGCUCUGGAUCUCCAGCUGGCAGUGGCCAACAUCCUGCAGUCUCUGGUGCACACAGAGAGGAACCAGCAAGUCAUGUGUGAGGCUGGGCUCCAUGCACGACUCCUUCAAAGGUGCAGUGCUGCUCUGGCUGACGAGGACCACUCACUGCAUCCACCACUUCAGAGGAUGUUUGAGAGGCUGGCUUCCCAGGCACUGCAGCCCAUGGUGCUGAGGGAAUUUUUACGCUUGGGAAAUCCUCUGAACUGUGGCGCCUGGGACAAGAAGCUGUUGAAGCAGUAUCGAGUGCACAAGCCCAGCUCGCUGAGCUUCGAGCCCGAAGCGAGAAAUAGCAUGGUUACCUCCAUGGAAGGUCUGGGCUCUGACAGUGUCUUCAGCAUGCAUGAAGACAGCCACUACCGGAUAAGCAAGAGCCUGCUGAAGCCAGCAGAAGGCAGCACAGUCCCCCUGACCAGAGUGAAGUGCUUGGUCUCCAUGACAACCCCCCACGACAUCAGGCUGCACGGGUCGGCCGUCACGCCGGCAUUCAUCGAGUUCGACACCUCCCUGGAGGGCUUCGGCUGCCUGUUCUUACCGAGCUUGGCUCCCCACAAUGCACCUACAAACAAUGCUGUCACCACUGGACUUAUUGAUGGUGCAGUUGUCAGUGGAACUGGAACCGGUGAAAGAAUUUUUCCACCACCAUCUGGUUUAAGCUACUCAACCUGGUUUUGUAUUGAGCACUUUAGUACACCUCCCAAUAACCACCCUGUGAGGCUGCUGACCGUAGUGCGGCGUGCCAACUCCUCGGAGCAGCACUACGUCUGCCUUGCCGUUGUCCUCUCGGCCAAAGACCGCUCCCUGAUCGUUUCCACUAAAGAGGAGCUGCUCCAGAACUAUGUUGAUGACUUCAGCGAGGAGUCCUCGUUUUACGAGAUUCUGCCCUGCUGCGCCCGUUUCCGCUGCGGGGAGCUGAUCGUGGAGGGGCAGUGGCACCACCUGGUGCUGGUGAUGAGCAAAGGCAUGCUGAAGAACAGCACCGCCGCGCUCUACCUGGACGGCCAGCUCCUCAACACUGUCAAGCUGCACUACAUUCACAGCAGCCCCAGUGGCUCUGGUUCUGCCAACCCCCCCGUGGUCAGCACCGUCUAUGCCUACAUCGGCACGCCGCCGGCGCAGCGGCAGCUCUCCUCCUUGGUGUGGCGCCUGGGCCCUACGCACUUCCUGGAGGAAGUCCUGCCCGCCCCAGGGGUCAGCACCAUUUAUGAGCUGGGACCAAACUACGUUGGGAGCUUUCAAGCAGUGUAUGUACCAUGCAGAGAUUCCAAGUCUGAAGGAAUCAACCCAUCUCCAGUAUCACUGGUACCAGAAGAGAAGGUCUCCUUUGGCCUCUAUGCACUGUCAGUUUCUUCGUUUACAGUGGCAAGGAUAAGGAAAGUUUACAACAAGUUGGAUAGCAAAGCUAUUGCCAAACAGCUGUCCAUUUCUUCCCAUGAGAAUGCCACACCUGUGAAGCUGCUCCACAAUUCAGCAGGGCAUCUGAACGGGCCAGCACGCUCCAUCGGGGCAGCCUUGAUCGGGUAUUUGGGAGUAAGAACAUUUGUCCCCAAGCCUGUGGCCACUACACUGCAGUACAUUGGUGGAGCUGCUGCUAUUCUGGGCCUUGUAGCCAUGGCAUCAGAUGUAGAAGGGCUGUAUGCAGCUGUGAAGGCCUUGGUCUGUGUGGUGAAGAGCAAUCCACUAGCCAGCAAAGAAAUGGAAAGAAUCAGAGGUUAUCAGUUGCUGGCAAUGCUGCUGAAGAAGAAGCGGUCCCUCCUGAACAGCCACAUACUCCAUCUGACCUUCUCCUUGGUGGGAACUGUGGAUAGUGGGCAUGAGACAUCCAUUAUUCCAAAUUCUGCUGCCUUCCAGGAUCUGCUCUGUGAUUUUGAAGUGUGGCUUCAUGCACCCUACGAGCUUCAUCUGUCCUUGUUUGAGCACUUCAUCGAACUUCUCACUGAGUCAAGUGAAGCAGCAAAGAAUGCCAAAUUGAUGAGGGAAUUCCAACUCAUCCCCAAACUGCUCCUGACUCUUCGAGAUAUGUCUCUGUCCCAGCCUACUAUUGCUGCCAUCAGCAACGUGCUGAGCUUCUUGCUUCAAGGCUUCCCUAGCAGCUAUGACUUGCUCAGGUUUGGACAGUUCAUCUCUUCCACCCUCCCUACAUUUGCAGUCUGUGAGAAAUUUGUGGUCAUGGAAAUAAACAAUGAAGAAAAGCUUGACAGUGGAGCAGAGGAUGAUUUUGGAGGACUUGUUUCAGCUAAUCUGAUUCUGCUGAGGAACAGGCUUUUAGAUAUCCUUCUGAAACUUCUCUACACAUCUAAAGAAAAGACAACUGUGAAUUUGCAGGCUUGUGAAGAACUGGUCAAGACCCUGGGCUUUGAUUGGAUUAUGAUGUUUAUGGAAGAACACCUGCAUUCCACCACAGUCACAGCAGCCAUGAGAAUCCUGGUGGUCCUGUUGAGUAAUCAGCCCAUCCUUAUCAAGUUUAAGGAAGGUCUCAGUGGUGGAGGCUGGCUGGAUCAGACGGAUUCUGUCCUGACCAAUAAGAUUGGUACAGUGCUAGGGUUCAACGUGGGCAGGAGUGCCGGCGGCAGGUCGACGGUGCGGGAGAUUAACCGGGACGCUUGCCACUUCCCUGGCUUCCCCAUCCUGCAGGCCCUUCUCCCCAAGCACACCAACGUGCCUGCCCUCUACUUCCUGCUCAUGGCCCUCUUCCUGCAGCAGCCGGUCACUGAACUGCCCGAGAACCUGCAGGUCAGUGCACCUGGCAGCGGCAGGCAGUGUAAGCAGGGCUGCCAGUUUGACCUAGACUCUAUUUGGACAUUCAUCUUUGGAGUCCCUGCCUCCUGUGGCACCGUUACCUCUUCGAUCCACAACGUCUGCACGGAAGCUGCCUUCCUGUUACUGGGGAUGCUGAGGAGCAUGCUGAACUCUCCUUGGCAGUCAGAGGAAGAAGGCUCUUGGCUUCGAGAGUAUCCAGUCACCUUGAUGCAGUUCUUCAGAUACUUGUAUCACAAUGUGCCAGACCUCAUUUCCUUGUGGAUGAGCCCAGAGUUCCUGUGUGCCCUGGCAGCUACGGUGUUCCCUUUCAACAUCCGGCCCUACUCGGAGAUGGUCACCGAUCUUGAUGAUGAAGUUGGCUCCCCAGCUGAAGAGUUUAAAGCCUUUGCAGCUGAUUCUGGCAUGAACAGGAGCCAGUCAGAAUACUGCAAUGUGGGCACCAAGACCUACCUGACCAACCAUCCUGCCAAGAAGUUUGUGUUUGACUUCAUGCGUGUGAUGAUAAUUGAUAACUUGUGUCUCACACCAGCCAGCAAGCAGACUCCUCUGGUAGACCUUCUGCUGGAGGCUUCCCCUGAAAGGUCAACACGGACACAGCAGAAGGAGUUCCAGACCUAUGUUUUGGAUGGAGUGAUGGACCACUUGCUUGCAGCUGAUGUUUUGCUUGGUGAAGAUGCCUCUCUGCCUAUAACCAGUGGAGGAAGCUACCAAGUGCUGGUGAACAAUGUGUUUUAUUUCACACAGAGGGUGGUGGAUAAGCUUUGGCAGGGCAUGUUCAACAAGGAAUCCAAGCUUCUUGUGGACUUCAUCAUCCAGCUCAUUGCACAGUCCAAAAGAAGAUCUCAGGGACUCUCACUGGAUGCUAUUUACCACUGCCUGAACAGGACCAUCUUGUAUCAGUUCUCAAGGGCGCACAAAACUGUUCCUCAGCAAGUGGCUCUCCUGGAUUCCCUAAGAGUCCUUACUGUCAACAGGAACUUAAUUUUGGGGCCUGGAAACCAUGAUCAAGAGUUCAUCAGCUGCCUAGCUCAUUGCUUGAUUAAUCUCCACGUGGGAAGCAAUGUUGAUGGAUUUGGAUUGGAAGCAGAAGCCAGGAUGACAACUUGGCACAUUAUGAUCCCCUCUGAUAUUGAACCAGAUGGAGUCUACAAUCAAGAUGUCAGUGAAGGUCGCCAGCUUCUUUUAAAAGCCAUCAACAGAGUGUGGACAGAGCUGAUCCACAGUAAAAAACAGGUUUUGGAAGAAGCUUUCAAAGUGACGCUGCCUGUCAACGACCGUGGCCAAGUGGAUAUAACUGUGGCCAGGCCUUUCAUUGAGGAAGCAAGCUUGAAGUGUUGGCAAAAUCAUUUGGCUCAUGAGAAGAAAUGCAUCAGCAGAGGGGAGGCUUUGGUUCCAACCACACAGUCCAAACUUUCCCGCGUCAGCAGCGGCUUUGGCCUCUCCAAGCUAACCGGAUCCAGGAGGAGCCGCAAGGAGAGCGGGCUCAGCAAGCACAACCUCUCCACACAGGAGAUUUCCCAGUGGAUGUUCACUCACAUUGCAGUGGUUCGGGACCUGGUGGACAUGCAGUACAAGGAGUAUCAGGAGCGCCAGCAGAACGCACUGAAGUACGUGACGGAGGAGUGGUCCCAGAUCGAGUACGAGCUGCUGCGGGAGCGAGGCCUCUGGGGGCCCCCCAUUGGCUCCCACCUGGACAAGUGGAUGCUGGAGAUGACAGAGGGGCCCUGCAGGAUGAGGAAGAAGAUGGUGCGGAAUGACAUGUUCUAUACUCAGUACCCCUACAUGCCCGAGGCUGAGCAAGAGACAAACGUGCUGUCUGACUUCUCAUGUAGACUUCCUGAGACACCUGAUGAUACCAUUCCUCAAAAGAAGCCCGCCCGGUACCGCAGAGCCAUCAGCUACGACAGCAAGGAGUACUACAUGCGCCUGGCCUCGGGCAGCCCUGCCGUCUUCCAGGACGCCAUUGAGGAGCACACCGUGGGGGAAGCGGCGCAGCAGGAGCCAGAGCACGGGGAGGACACUAUCGCAAGGGUCAAAGGUUUGGUGAAGCCUCCCCUGAAACGAUCUCGCUCUGCUCCUGACGGAGGAGAUGAUGAGAACCAGGACCAGUCCCAGGAUCAAAUUGUUGAGGGGAGCUCAAUUGAUGAAGAGGAGAAGACUGACAACACAACUCUGCUUCGCCUUCUGGAAGAAGGAGAGAAGAUCCAGCACAUGUACCGCUGUGCUCGGGUGCAGGGCCUGGACACCAGUGAGGGGCUGCUGCUCUUUGGGAAAGAGCACUUCUAUGUCAUUGAUGGAUUCACCAUGACAGCCACCAGGGAAAUACGGGAUAUUGAGACCCUGCCUCCCAAGAUGCAUGAGCCAAUCAUCCCCAGGGGAGCAAGGCAAGGCCCAAGUCAACUGAAAAGAACAUGCAGCAUCUUUGCGUAUGAAGAUAUCAAGGAAGUACAUAAAAGGAGAUACCUUCUGCAGCCAAUUGCAAUUGAAGUCUUCUCAGGAGAUGGGCGGAACUACCUCCUGGCCUUCCAGAAAGGGGUUAGGAACAAAGUCUAUCAAAGGUUUUUGGCUGUGGUGCCAUCUCUAACUGACAGUUCUGAGUCAGUGUCUGGGCAGAGACCAAACACCAGUGUAGAGCAAGGGUCUGGCUUGCUUAGCACUUUAGUGGGAGAAAAGUCUGUUACUCAGAGAUGGGAAAGAGGAGAGAUCAGUAACUUCCAGUACCUGAUGCACUUAAACACUCUGGCAGGCAGAUCCUACAAUGACCUCAUGCAGUACCCUGUCUUUCCCUGGAUCCUUGCAGACUAUGAUUCAGAGGAACUGGAUCUUACAAAUCCAAAGACAUUCAGAAACCUGGCCAAGCCCAUGGGAGCUCAAACAGAAGACAGGUUAGCCCAGUACAAGAAGAGAUUCAAAGACUGGGAGGAUCCCAACGGGGAGACCCCAGCUUACCACUAUGGGACCCACUACUCCUCUGCCAUGAUUGUGGCUUCUUACCUUGUCCGGAUGGAGCCUUUCACUCAGAUCUUCUUACGGCUGCAGGGUGGUCACUUCGACCUGGCUGACCGGAUGUUUCACAGCGUGCGGGAAGCUUGGUACUCGGCGUCGAAGCACAACAUGGCAGACGUGAAGGAGCUCAUCCCAGAGUUCUUCUACCUCCCUGAGUUCCUGCUCAAUUCCAACAACUUUGACCUAGGUUGCAAACAAAAUGGCACUAAACUUGGUGAUGUCAUCCUCCCCCCAUGGGCAAAAGGAGAUCCUCGGGAGUUUAUCAGAGUUCACCGGGAGGCUCUGGAAUGUGACUUUGUGAGUGCACAUCUGCAUGAGUGGAUUGAUUUGAUCUUUGGCUAUAAACAGCAAGGUCCUGCUGCAGUAGAAGCUGUCAAUGUCUUCCACCAUCUCUUCUAUGAGGGCCAAGUGGACAUAUAUAACAUCAAUGAUCCAUUGAAGGAGACAGCUACCAUAGGAUUCAUCAAUAACUUUGGACAGAUACCAAAGCAGCUGUUUAAAAAGCCCCACCCCCCCAAGCGAGUUAGGAGCCGGCUGAAUGGAGAGGCUGUGGGGACAUCUCUGCCCCCUGGUUCCACGUCUGACAAGAUUUUUUUCCAUCAUUUGGACAACCUGAGGCCAUCUUUUGCCCCAGUGAAAGAGCUCAAGGAGCCUGUGGGACAGAUUGUGUGCACUGACAAAGGCAUUCUGGCUGUGGAACAGAACAAGGUUCUCAUCCCACCUACCUGGAAUAAAACCUUUGCCUGGGGCUUUGCAGACCUAAGCUGCAGGCUGGGUACCUACGAGUCAGACAAGGCAGUGAUUGUUUAUGAGUGCUUGUCAGAGUGGGGGCAGGUUCUGUGUGCCAUUUGCCCCAACCCCAAGCUUGUCAUCACCGGAGGAACGAGCACGGCGGUGUGUGUGUGGGAGAUGGGCGUCUCCAAAGAGAAAGCCAAAGCCCUCACACUCAAACAGGCACUGCUGGGUCACACUGACACUGUCACCUGCCUAACAGCCUCGCUGGCUUAUCACAUCAUCGUGAGCGGCUCGUGGGACCGCACCUGCAUCAUCUGGGACCUGAACAAGCUCUCCUUCCUGACACAGCUGCGGGGCCACAAGGCUCCCAUUUCUGCUCUCUGCAUAAACGAGCUGACGGGGGACAUUGUCUCCUGCGCUGGCACUUACAUCCACGUGUGGAGCAUUAAUGGCAGCCCCACUGCCAGCGUGAACACCUUCACUGGCCGCAGCCAGCAGAUCAUCUGCUGCUUCGUGUCGGAGAUGAACGAGUGGGACACGCAGAACGUCAUCGUCACGGGGCACUCGGACGGCGUGGUCCGGUUCUGGCGGAUGGAGUUUUUGCAAGUACCAGAAACCCCAGCUCCAGAGCCUGUGGAGAUGCUGGAAAUGCAGGAGGAUUGUCAGGAAGCACAGCUGGGGCAGGAAGCCCAUGAAGAGGACAGCAGUGACUCUGAGGCAGACGAUCCCUGCGUAGGCCAGGACACAAAAGUGCAGGAGAGCCAGAGUCAACCCAGCAGCACCAGCCACAGGCCUCGGUCGGCAUCAAACAGAGCGGCGGCAGCGUGGUCAGCAGACAGCGGCUCUGAUGACUCCAGGCGUUGGUCAGACCAGCUCAGCCUGGAUGAGAAGGAUGGCUUUAUCUUUGUGAAUUAUUCUGAGGGACAAGCGAAAAUGCAUCCCCACAUUCAGGUUAACCACCCACACCCCAGCUACGCUGAAGCACGGCACUACAGCAAGCUGAAACCAGGGUACAGGUGGGAGCGUCAGCUGGUGUUCAGGAGCAAACUAACUAUGCACACAGCUUUCGAUCGCAAGGACAACACACACCCGGCGGAGAUCACCGCGCUCGGCAUCUCCAAGGAUCACAGCAGAAUUCUCAUUGGGGAUGGUCGGGGCAGAGUGUUCAGCUGGUCUGUGAGCGACCAGCCCGGGCGGUCUGCAGCGGAUCACUGGGUGAAGGACGAGGGAGGGGACAGCUGCUCCGGCUGCACCGUGCGCUUCUCGCUCACCGAGCGGCGCCACCACUGCAGGAACUGCGGACAGCUCUUCUGCCAGAAGUGCAGCAGGUUUCAGUCCGAAAUCAAGCGUCUGAAGAUCUCCUCCCCAGUCAGAGUCUGCCAGAACUGCUUCUACAACCUGCAGCACGAGCGGGGUCCAGAGGAGGGGCCUAGAAAUUGAUGGGGUCUCGGCAAAGGGAGACCUCCUCCCACCCCACCCUGACUCCAAGGACUAGUGGGAGUCUGGUGCAGUGGUCAGAAGGGAUUAGAACACUGUCUGUUUACAUUGAGUUUUAAGCACUAAAAGUCAAAAGGGAUCAUUGAAUGGAGCGGUGUUGAGAGAAGGUCAAUGAGCGAAGAGCAAGCUCCGGGAAGACAUGAUUAAUAACCACAAACCCAGAACUGUCAGCUCCUAAAGCUGUGUUGAUGUGGCUGUGGGGAAACUCUCAUGUACCCUACCGAGCUGUUCUUGUCUUGGCUUUGCAGAGCUAGUCCUGUGGGGCAGGGGAGGGGACGGCCGGGGAAGGCUUUUUAGAGAGAGCUGUAAAUCCGCCUUCCCCGCCAGCUCCUGUGUAUAUUGUAAAUAGCUAGAAUGGCCUUUUUAUCUACAUCUGAACCUAACUGCCUGCUCCAUGGGACUCCAGAUUAACCACUAGACUUUGUGUGGCAUCUUUAUCUCAUCUGCCAGUUGAAACAGGAAUGUUUAAACCUGACUACACCCCAGGAAACGCGAAGGCAUUGUGUGGAUUUCUGUUUAACAGCCCCAGCCUGUGCAUGUUUGUUCUCUCAGUUGCCCACACUGUCCUGUCAGGCUACAUGGAUUUGUCAAUUUAUGGCUUUUUAUUCUUUUUUUUUCCUCCAAAAUAGAACAUUUUUGAGACUAGGACUUGGGAGCAUUUUCUUCUAGCUUGUAAAAUAACCAGGAACUAAAACUGUACACUUGUGUUGCGUUUUAUACCAAACUCCUGACCACCUCAGUGUUGUUCAUAUUUACUAAGGCCUCUUUUAUACAUAAUUCAGAGCUGCAGUUUUGUUAAUUCCUUACCCUUCGUUAGCAGCUGAUUCAUGCAGGGCAAGAACCAGCUUUUACCUUCUUUUAGCUCAUAGCAAUUGGCUAGCCUAGGGGCACAGAAGGCAGUUCCUUCUGCAGCAGAUCUUCCCUCUGCUGUCCUGCAGCUUGCUUGCAAAA